AUGGAGGUGGACGAGAUUCACCAGCAGCCUUGCAAGCUUUCGAGGUUCGACAACGGUAGAAGAGAUUCCAACAAGGUAGGACAAAAGGCAGGAGACCAGUACCAAGACGAUGAUGAAGACGAUAGAGAAGUUAGAAAUGGCGGAGGAGUGGGAAGAGGAGGCAUCAUUGGUGGUGGUGGAACUGAAAGUGCCCAUUUGAGUUCAUGGACUGGGUCUCGAAUUAUCAGAGUUUCUCGGGCAUCUGGCGGGAAAGAUCGCCACAGUAAGGUUCUAACGGCGAAGGGGCUCAGAGACCGAAGGGUUCGUCUCUCGGUCUCCACGGCCAUACAGUUCUACGAUCUCCAGGAUCGUCUGGGCUACGAUCAGCCCAGUAAAGCAGUGGAAUGGCUAAUUAAAUCCGCCGCGGACGCUAUUGCUGAGCUUCCUUCGCUUAACAGUGCCUUUCCGGAGACCCCCAGGCCAAGCGAUGAAAGGAGGUCUAGUGCCUCACAGACAAGGUUUGAUCAGGCCGAACUCGAAUUAGAAACUGAGCCCUCUUAUCAUCAGCAACAGCAGCAGCCGCACAUGUCCUUGACGAAAUCUGGAGGGAGCAGCACAUCUGAGACAAGCAAGGGUUCGGGCUUGUCCCUCUCCAGGUCUGAAAGCCGUGUUAAAGCCAGAGAGCGUGCCAGAGAAAGAACGGCUAAAGAAAAGGAGAAGGAUAAGGAGGAUGCUCUUGCUGUCCAUCAGCACAAUCUGAACCCUAAUUCUCAGAACGCGUCUUUCACUGAGCUACUCACCAGUGGUGGAGGUGCUGGGGCAAGUGAGAAUGAGAACAGCCCCUCUGAACCAGCCCACCCAGGUGGAUCAAAUUUUAUCCUCAAGACCACCCGGCAUUUACCUUCAACCCCAAUGGAUUACUUCGGUGCUGGGAUUUUCGGCUCGUCGUCAAGAAACAGUCAUUCUUCUGGGUUUUCAGCUUCAACUCACUUCGGGAAUCCUCCUCAGCCGCACUCCAUGAUAAUGCAAUCGCCUUUUGGUGUCACCGGCGAUCAUCAUGAGUUGCAGCAGUUCUCUUUCAUGCCUGAUCACCUUAUACCAGUUGCAACUGCGGCAGGAAGUGACUAUAACUUGAAUUUCAGCAUCUCUUCUGGCCUCGGUGGUUUCAAUAGGGGGACCCUUCAGUCCAAUUCACCGUCUCCGUUUCCUCAUUUUCAGAGGUUCUCUUCUUCCGUUGAUGGACCAAGCGUACCAUUCUUCAUUGGGACUGCAUCUUCACCUGCUGCUGCACCUGUGGAGAAUCAUCAGUUUCCAUCUGGACUGCAACUCUACUAUGAUGAUGGGUGCAGGCAAUCAGACCUGAAGGGAAAAGGAAAGAACUGAUAUCCUGGAAGAGCAGAGAUGACUCACGACCCGUCUCGGUUGCAGGCAGGUAAGUUUAUGAAGUGCAGUGCCGGGCCAUGGUGGUUGGAUGGAUGGAUAGAAAGCCCUUUCCUGCCUCAGGCAAAAAAAGAGGACAGCAUUAGUAUGUGUUGCGAAAUUUAUUAGUUUAUUCAGCUCGCAUUCCCGUAAAUACUGAUGAUUGUAAUGCAUAUGCAUUAACACAUUGUGUUUUGGUGAGGUACAUGUCACUGCAGAAGAUUUCAAUUCGUUUUUCUUCAAAAUUUUCUUUGGGAAUUUGAUUUUGACUUUAAUUCCAUUGAACUUUCAUAUGCAUCCGUGUUCUCGCAGUAAAGAACCCUGGUAUUGGCCUCUCAGUGAUGUUUUAUUGAGGUCUUUGGUGUUACAAAU
Telopea speciosissima is the source of this 1770-nucleotide messenger RNA. Its product is annotated as transcription factor TCP2-like. Lineage: Eukaryota; Viridiplantae; Streptophyta; Magnoliopsida; Proteales; Proteaceae. Bases 1 to 1362 code for a protein of 453 amino acids. Gene Ontology annotation, molecular function: sequence-specific DNA binding; DNA-binding transcription factor activity. Gene Ontology annotation, biological process: regulation of secondary shoot formation. The record is from RefSeq and is a predicted model, not a curated record. Gene Ontology annotation, cellular component: nucleus. The transcript is spliced from 2 exons.